Drosophila grimshawi is the source of this 1113-nucleotide messenger RNA. RefSeq names its product protein GUCD1. The record is from RefSeq and is a predicted model, not a curated record. Bases 181 to 924 code for a protein of 247 amino acids. The transcript is spliced from 3 exons. Lineage: Eukaryota; Metazoa; Arthropoda; Insecta; Diptera; Drosophilidae.
GUUUCGCAGUUUCGUCUGCCAAAUAUUUAGCAUUUAAAUGCAUUGAGCAGCAAAUUCUCAACACUGUAUAAGCAGCAAAACCUUUAGUUAUUAACAAUAGUUUGAGCACAAAAAAAAUACGAAGGGAAUCAAUUGCAGUGUCUGGAAAAAGUCGAAAUAAAAAUAUUAAUACAAAAAAAGAUGAACGCUCUGCCACAAAGUAAACAUUACAGUUUAACACAUUAUCAGCAGCGAUAUAACUGGGACUGCGGCAUAUCCUGCAUUCUGAUGAUAUUGUCGACGGCACAACGCGAACAGUUCCUCAAUAACUUUGAGAGCAUCUGCAAGGAGGAGGGCUUCGGCUCCAGCACCUGGACAAUUGAUCUCUGCUAUCUGCUGCAUCGAUACCAAGUGCGUCACGAGUAUUUUACGCAAACGCUUGGCAUCGAUCCCAAUUACACCCAGCACAUGUACUACUCGCAAAUCAUUGACAAGGACGAGAAGCGGGUGAUGCGCAAGUUCAAGGAUGCCAAGGCGCACGGAUUGCGCGUCGAACAGCGCACAGUCGACAUGGAUGUGAUACUUAAGCAUUUGGCACGCGAUGGCCCCGUUAUAUUGUUAACGAAUGCCUCGCUCCUCACCUGUGAAAUAUGCCGCACAAAUACCCUGGAAAAAUUUGGUUGUUUUCAUCUAUCUUGUAUUGCCCAAAAAAACACACGCUUGCCAACGGCUGCCAACAAAAGAUACGCCGGACACUAUGUGGUGCUCUGUGGCUACGAUAGAGCCAUGCGUAAGUUGUUUUAUCACAAUCCCGAGGUGCACGACGGACAUAUUUGCCGUUGCUUGUCCGAGGCAAUGGAUACGGCUCGAACGGCCUUUGGCACCGAUCAGGAUAUCAUAUUCAUUUACGAGAAGCCCAACAACAACAGCAGCAGCAAAAAGUAAAUCCUUCAAGGAUAAUAAUGCCAAUAAUGCCGUAGUACCUGCUCAGCAGUUGCCAAUGUUGUUUGUUAUUUGUGUUGUUUGGAUCUGCGCCUAUGUGAUAUAUAUUUAACUUGUAUUAGGAUUUCAAUCUGCUUGUGCUAGGCUGGGCCACUCAUCAAAAGUACCUAAACAAUAUUUAUAUAAAUAUAU